AUGCCUCGAAUUUAUACCCUGAAUGAUCUUGUCUCCCGAAUUACUUGUGAACGAAAGUCUCAUGCCAAUCUUAAUUCCAAGCAGUUAAAAGAAAUAGAAUCGCUAAAAUCUAAAAAUAAUUUACUAGAAAGCUCAGUAUCUUCAACACAAAAAGCUCUAUUUUUAAAGGAUUCUGAAAUUACCUCUCUUGAGGCUAGAAUAAAUGAACUGGAAGCUGAGCUGGAACAAAUAGCGCAAAAAGCUUUAUUAGCCGAAGGCGCCGAGGCAAAGGAUUCUGAUACUACCCAAUCACUUGAGAUUAAAGUAAAGGAAUUAAAAAAUGAACUGGAGCAACUUACGCAAGAUUCAUCAUUUAAGGAUGGAUUAAUUUUCUGUCUCAGAUCUAGGGUAAGCAAUCUGGAAGAUGAACUAGAUCAGAUUGCUUCGCAUCAGGUAUCUCAUGAUUCAAAAAAAGGUAGUGUAGAAGCAGACUCAGCCUCAUCAUCCAACAAUUAUAAGCAUAAUGAAGUAGUAGAAGAGGUUCCCCAUUUUUCUUCACGCUACUUAGAGCGUGAACCCGAUGGAAAAGGAGAUUAUGAUAGUAUUUCAGCCGUACCUAUUACUGCGUUAGGAG
This is a messenger RNA of Funneliformis geosporum, 613 nucleotides long. The record is from the annotation of a GenBank genome assembly. Lineage: Eukaryota; Fungi; Glomeromycota; Glomeromycetes; Glomerales; Glomeraceae.